Molecule: messenger RNA, 1716 nt
Organism: Necator americanus (New World hookworm)
Lineage: Eukaryota; Metazoa; Nematoda; Chromadorea; Rhabditida; Ancylostomatidae
Exons: 15
Coding region: 1-1716 (571 amino acids)
Source: RefSeq, a predicted model, not a curated record
AUGUCCGAAGAAGAACCGUUUGUGCUCACGAAGCCGUGUCGUGAGCAGAAGUUGGAACGUGUGGUGGUAUUUAAUGACAGGGCCGAGCUUAAACGUGUUCUACAGUGUGAUCUGAAGCCUGGACUAAACGAAGUGCACAUUGAGAAUGUCACAAAUCGAAUAGUACCUGACUCAGUUCGAGUCGAUGGACGUGGUGAUGGUAUCAUUCAUGACGUUCAACUUCGUGAUAAACCCACAAUUCAUGAAGAAACUGAUUCUCCCAUAGCCAUUGAGUUACGAGAGAGAAUUGAAGAGAAACUCAAGGAAGUUAAUUUAUUGAAGGAUCGAGAAACUGUGCUUAAGAGAAGGAUUGAAAUUUUAGAUAAAAUUGUUGGUGAGAUUGGCAGUAAUGUUGUUUCUCAUCCGGACAAAAAAGAGCCGUUCAUUGUGAGUCAAGAGACAUUAGAAAAUCUCACAAAAUUCUUCUCCUACUAUGAGGAGAGUUCUGUAAGAACUCGAACGGAACUUCAUAACGUAAUCAAACGGCUGGAGAAGGAGGAACGAGAACUCUCAGCGUUGCAUUCGACACUGGACAAAAACAAAUCCGAUCUCGACAAACAUCAUUCUAGCAAAUCGGUGAUAGUUUCUGUGCAAAGUAUUAAUGGUGGAGUUGUACAAUUGGAGGUCAGCUACCAGGUACAUGGUGCCCGAUGGACACCAUCCUAUGAUAUACGUGUGGAAACAGCUGGAAAACCAUCUAUGAAGAUUACAUACUUCGGAAACAUCUCGCAAUCCACGCUCGAAGAUUGGAUGAAUGCCUCUCUGGUUCUCUCCACUGCUCAACCUUGCUCAGGAGGACAACUGCCAGAACCAGAUGUAAUCGAUGCAAUUUUUUAUCGUAGUCCACCUCCUCGAGAGCAACCUGUGUUGUAUUGCAGUGCAUUUGGUUCCGCUCCACAGAGCCGUUCCUUUCCUCAAGCCGCAUCAACAAGCGUCGUUGAUUCGCCUCCUGUGACAUUUGGAGUGGCUACAGCCGCUCCCAUGAAACCUCACGCAUUAAGCACUGAGUUCACGAUUUCCAAGCCUGCUGCUAUUCCAUCUGAUGGAGCAGCGCAUAAGGUAACAGUCGGAAUUCUUGACGUCGAUCCGGUACUCCUUCGUCAAUGCGUCCCAUCGAAAAAUCUAAGCGCAUUUCUCACUGCUUUUGCAGUGAAUACUUCUCAACUUCCGCUUUUAUUGGGUGAUGCAGCUGUUUAUCUCAACAACAGUUUUGUCUCCAAGACAACAAUGAAAAAUGUCUCGCCUGGUGAGAGAUUCUCUUGCUCUCUUGGAAUUGACACCGCCUUGCAAAUUGAGUACAAACCUGUUAAAAAAUAUCAUGAGAAGGUUGGAAUAAUCGCAAAAAUCUCAUCCACCGUCCACGAUCAACUCAUUGUUGUUAAAAAUACACGCAAUGAAUCAUUACUACUCACCAUCAAAGAAUCCAUACCGCAAAGCACUGACGAACAAAUCAGGGUAAGACUUAUCUCUCCAGAGAUACCUUCUUCGGAUGUGGCCAAGGAAUCAGAUGAUCUCACAACUGUUGCUGAACUUCCGAAAGAAGGUCCAAAGAUGAACGAAAGCAACAUUCUGGAAUGGACAAUUACGAUACCGGCUGGAAAAUCCAACGAACUUCACGUGAAAUGGGCUGUCGAUCAUCCAGUCAAUGAAACUGUGGAUUUCGUCAAACGUCAUUAA